Messenger RNA from Dryobates pubescens (Downy woodpecker), 3176 nucleotides. RefSeq names its product EPH receptor B1 (gene EPHB1). The record is from RefSeq and is a predicted model, not a curated record. Gene Ontology annotation, biological process: cell surface receptor protein tyrosine kinase signaling pathway; protein phosphorylation; axon guidance. Gene Ontology annotation, molecular function: transmembrane-ephrin receptor activity; protein binding; ATP binding. Bases 126 to 3137 code for a protein of 1003 amino acids. The transcript is spliced from 16 exons. Lineage: Eukaryota; Metazoa; Chordata; Aves; Piciformes; Picidae. Gene Ontology annotation, cellular component: neuron projection; plasma membrane.
CUGCCUCGGCCCUGUCUUCCUUCGUCCCGGCGCGGCCCGCGGACGUAACCCCAUGCCCGCUCACGGCCGCCCGCCGGCAGCGGCUGACGCCUGCGGAGCAGCGACGCGCGGGGCCCGGGGAGGCGAUGGCUGCGGAUCUGGUGGUGCUGCUCUGCCUGGCCGCCGCUGCGGCCGCCGUGGAAGAGACCUUGAUGGACACGAGGACGGCGACGGCCGAGCUGGGCUGGACUGCCAACCCUCCUUCAGGGUGGGAAGAGGUCAGCGGCUACGACGAGAACCUGAACACCAUCCGCACCUACCAGGUGUGCAACGUCUUCGAGCCCAACCAGAACAACUGGCUGCUGACCACCUUCAUCGGGCGGCGCGGCGCCCACCGCGUCUACGCCGAGCUGCGCUUCACCGUGCGCGACUGCAGCAGCCUGCCCAACGUGCCCGGCUCCUGCAAGGAGACCUUCAACCUCUACUACUACGAGACCGACGCCGUCGUGGCCACCAAGCAGGCCGCCUUCUGGACCGAGGCUCCCUACCUGAAGGUGGACACCAUCGCCGCUGACGAGAGCUUCUCCCAGGUGGACUUCGGGGGCAGGCUGAUGAAGGUGAACACGGAGGUGCGGAGCUUCGGGCCCCUGACCCGCAGCGGCUUCUACCUGGCCUUCCAGGACUACGGGGCCUGCAUGUCGCUGCUCUCCGUCAGGGUCUUCUUCAAGAAGUGCCCCAGCGUGGUGCAGAACUUUGCCAUCUUCCCGGAGACCAUGACGGGCGCCGAGAGCACCUCGCUGGUGACGGCGCGCGGCACCUGCAUCGCGCACGCCGAGGAGGUGGACGUGCCCAUCAAGCUCUACUGCAACGGCGACGGCGAGUGGAUGGUGCCCAUCGGGCGCUGCACCUGCCGGCCCGGCUACGAGCCCGAGAACAACGUGGCCUGCAGAGCCUGCCCCGUGGGGACGUUCAAGGCCAGGCAGGGCACAGGGCUGUGCGCCCCCUGCCCCCCCAACAGCCGCUCCGCCGCCGAGGCUGCGCCGCUCUGCAGCUGCCGCAACGGCUUCUACCGGGCGGACCUGGACCCCCCGGCAGCUGCCUGCACCAGCGUCCCCUCGGGCCCGCGGAACGUGAUCUCGCUGGUGAACGAGACCUCCAUCAUCCUGGAGUGGCACCCGCCGCGGGACACGGGCGGCCGCGACGACCUGCGCUACAACAUCGUCUGCAGGAAGUGCGGCGCCGACGGCCGCGCCUGUGCCCGCUGCGACGACAACGUGGCCUUCGUGCCGCGCCAGCUGGGGCUCACCGGCACCCGCGUCCUCAUCAGCAGCCUCUGGGCGCACACCCCCUACACCUUCGAGAUCCAGGCCGUCAACGGCGUCUCCAGCAAGAGCCCCUUCCCCCCGCAGCACGUCUCUGUCAACAUCACCACCAACCAAGCCGCGCCCUCCACCGUGCCCAUCAUGCACCAGGUGAGUGCCACCAUGAGGAGCAUCACUCUGUCCUGGCCCCAGCCCGAGCAGCCCAACGGCAUCAUCCUGGACUACGAGCUGCGCUACUACGAGAAGCUGAGCCGCAUCUGCACGCCCGACGGCGCCAGCCCCGUGGGCUCCCGGCCCGCCGCGGACCACAACGAGUACAACUCGUCCCUGGCACGCAGCCAGACCAACACGGCGCGGCUGGAGGGGCUGCGGCCUGGCAUGGUGUACGUGGUGCAGGUGCGGGCACGGACCGUGGCUGGCUACGGCAAGUACAGCGGCAAGAUGUGCUUCCAGACCCUCAGCGACGAUGACUACAAGUCAGAGCUGAGGGAGCAGCUGCCUUUGAUUGCAGGCUCUGCAGCAGCUGGGGUGGUCUUCAUCGUCUCCCUGGUGGCCAUCUCCAUCGUCUGCAGCAGGAAGCGUGCCUACAGCAAGGAGGCUGUGUACAGUGACAAGCUGCAGCACUACAGCACCGGCAGAGGGUCUCCAGGCAUGAAGAUCUACAUCGACCCCUUCACCUAUGAGGACCCCAACGAGGCGGUGCGGGAGUUCGCCAAGGAGAUCGAUGUCUCCUUCGUGAAGAUUGAGGAGGUCAUUGGGGCAGGGGAGUUCGGGGAGGUGUACAAGGGGCGGCUGCGGCUGCCCGGCAAGCGGGAGCUGGCGGUGGCCAUCAAGACGCUGAAGGCCGGGUACUCGGAGCGGCAGCGCAGGGACUUCCUGAGCGAGGCCAGCAUCAUGGGGCAGUUCGACCACCCCAACAUCAUCCGCCUGGAGGGCGUGGUCACCAAGAGCCGCCCCGUCAUGAUCGUCACCGAGUUCAUGGAGAACGGCGCCCUCGACUCCUUCCUGAGGCAAAACGACGGGCAGUUCACGGUGAUCCAGCUGGUGGGCAUGCUGCGGGGCAUCGCCGCGGGCAUGAAGUACCUGGCCGAGAUGAACUACGUGCACCGGGACCUGGCCGCCAGGAACAUCCUGGUGAACAGCAACCUGGUCUGCAAGGUCUCCGACUUCGGCCUCUCGCGCUACCUGCAGGACGACACCUCCGACCCCACCUACACCAGCUCCCUGGGAGGGAAGAUCCCGGUGCGGUGGACAGCGCCGGAGGCCAUCGCCUACCGCAAGUUCACCUCGGCCAGCGACGUCUGGAGCUACGGCAUCGUCAUGUGGGAGGUGAUGUCCUUCGGGGAGAGACCCUACUGGGACAUGUCCAACCAGGAUGUGAUCAACGCCAUCGAGCAGGACUACCGCCUGCCGCCGCCGAUGGAGUGCCCCGCGGCGCUGCACCAGCUGAUGCUGGACUGCUGGCAGAAGGAGCGCAACGCGCGGCCGCGCUUCGGGGACAUCGUCAGCACCCUGGACAAGAUGAUUCGCAACCCGGCCAGCCUCAAGGCCCUGGCUGCCGUCACCGCUGUGCCUUCCCAGCCCCUCCUCGACCGCUCCAUCCCCGACUUCACUGCCUUCACCUCGGUGGACGACUGGCUGAGCGCUGUGAAGAUGAGCCAGUACCGGGACAGCUUCCUGGCCGCCGGCUUCACCUCCCUGCAGCUCGUCGCACAGAUCACCGCCGAAGACCUCCUGAGAAUAGGAGUGACUUUGGCUGGGCACCAGAAGAAGCUGCUGAACAGCGUGCAGUCCAUGCGGGUACAGAUGAGUCAGUCUCCCAGCUCCAUGGCCUGACUGCCCUCCUGCCACCCGCAGGGCACGGGGAGGGCACAG